Molecule: messenger RNA, 880 nt
Organism: Malurus melanocephalus (red-backed fairy wren)
Lineage: Eukaryota; Metazoa; Chordata; Aves; Passeriformes; Maluridae
Product: killer cell lectin-like receptor subfamily G member 1
Exons: 6
Coding region: 1-693 (230 amino acids)
Source: RefSeq, a predicted model, not a curated record
AUGGAAGAGGGUGUCACGUACGCUGACCUGCGCUUUCGCCCCACACCAGCUCCUCAGCAGAUAGUGCGCCUGCCCUGGUGCUGGGCAGCUCUCAGCCUGGGUCUCCUCUCCCUGAUGCUCCUGCUGGCYCAAAUCAUCCUCGUCAGCCUGAGUUUCCACUAUUUAGUGCAACAACAAGAGAGAUGUACCCACUGUCUCUGGGGCACAGAGGAGAGCCCCAGCUAUGGGAAACAGACACUGCAAGGGCCAUGCCAGUUCUGCCCAGUCGGCUGGCUCUGGGAUGCAGGGCAGUGUUACUACUUCUCCUCUGCCAGAAAGAGCUGGGAUCAGAGCAGAGAGGACUGCUACUUCAGAGGGGCACAGCUGGCCACUGUCCAAGCCAACACCACCCUGGCUUUCCUGGUGCGCACAGCUCACAUGGAGAUCUUCCACGUGGGGCUGAGGCAGGAUCCCUUCAGGUCUGACUGGAAGUGGCUGGAUGGCACCACACUGGAGGGGACUGUCCCAAUCCAGCGCUAUGCCAGGUCCUACCAGGUCUGUGGCAGRGUGUCAGGCUUGGGACUGUCAGGUGGAGCAUGCAUGGAAGCCCUCAGAUGGAUCUGCAAGCAGAGCGCAGCCACCGUGCAGUGGAUCCAGUCCUCGCCUCCCGCCUUCCUCUGGGGAAACACCACCUACAGCUGUGUGAGACCCUGAUGGCCACGGGGACCCCCAGCCUGWGCCACCACUCUGUUCCCUGCCUGACCUCAGUGCAUGGCCAUUCCCAGGCACUGCUGUCUCUUUACCCCCAGGAACUCUGCACUUUGCCAAUAAACUCUGCCAAUAACUGCUGCUGGCUUUGGGGUAUGAGGGUGUUAGAUGGAGGUGCAGCCUCCAGCUCCCU